Messenger RNA from Boeremia exigua, 1110 nucleotides. RefSeq lists its product as uncharacterized. The coding region runs from base 190 to 801 and encodes 203 amino acids. The transcript has 2 exons. Lineage: Eukaryota; Fungi; Ascomycota; Dothideomycetes; Pleosporales; Didymellaceae. The record is from RefSeq and is a predicted model, not a curated record.
AACAACAUCUAUUAUUGCUGCUGAACAUUAACUUAUGCAAUUAAAUAUUGGAGGAUUCCCUACUAAUGAAUUAGUUACAAGGGUUUUAGAGUAGCAAGGAUAAAUCUGCAGGAGAGGUGAGGUUUAGAUUCUAGCGGUGGCUGGUUGUCACAAAGCUCGCGCCAUUUAUACCGCAUCAACAACAUUGUAAUGACUGCCAUGUCAACCUUUCACCCCUUUCCGCGUCUACCGUACGAGCUCCGGAUGCAAAUAUGGGAAAUGACAGUGGAGCCCCGCACAGUGCAUGCUGAGUUCACAAACCCAAUUUAUCCCGACCGAACGUACUACCUCACCUCGUCGACGCCUGUGCCUGCCGUCUUGCAAGCCUGCCGCGAAGCACGGAACCAUGGCCUGUAUCAAAAAGCGUUUUCUGAGAUAGCUGUACACGGGCGUGGAGCGCAGUAUGUCUGGGUUGAUUUCGCCAUCGACACCAUCGACAUUGGAACGUCGACGUUUGACAGCUUCAAGCCUGUCGCCCCGUUGAUUCAACUCCUGAGGUUCAAACGCGAGAUGCAGGGCGAUUGGUUUUAUUAUCAGGAGGUUGACGACGUCAGGCACUUUGUCAACGCAAGGGAAAUCUGGAUCGUGCCGUUAGAUGGUCUCUGGGCGUGUGUUGGAGCCACAGAGACACACUACUGGCCGUGUGGGAAGGAGAACGUGUUCUUCCUUGAUCCUCUCAAUUACGAACGAAUGUUCAUAGGACCCAACGGAGAAGACGAGAUUGAUAGAUUGUAUGGGCCGAAAGACGGGAUCGGCAAUUGAAUAUGCUUGCUUCACUGUCUGAGGUAGCAACGAUAACAAUGCGAACAGUAAGGUCUAGAUCAGCAUCAUUGUGUGCACUCUGGUAAAUCGGGCGUGGCUUGACAUUGGACGCAUCUCUUCUGCGAGUGUCUCUUCUGCGGCCGACGCGAGACGUCUGUAGGAGAUCACACAAAAAUCGUCCAGACAUUGCACCACCGUCUCCUGUUCACUUUCGUCGGAUCAGACGUUGGCGAGACGAUCGAUCGGCAGUGCGUGGACCCAGGAAGCUGCAGGAUGGCAUAUACUGACAGGUUCAAUCCAAACGUGAUA